Cryptomeria japonica (Japanese cedar) is the source of this 957-nucleotide messenger RNA. RefSeq lists its product as uncharacterized. The coding region runs from base 1 to 957 and encodes 318 amino acids. NCBI's taxonomy places the organism in Eukaryota, Viridiplantae, Streptophyta, Pinopsida, Cupressales, Cupressaceae. The transcript has 3 exons. The record is from RefSeq and is a predicted model, not a curated record.
AUGGAGGAUGGAAGAAGGAAUGGAGAUGGGGAAAAUUAUGGGAACCGGAUUAACACAAAUAAGGCCAACCAUGUAGGAAAUAAUGGAUGUGGCAUCGAUCAGAAUAAAGGACAAAAUAGAGGUAACAAUGGCAAUUAUGGAAGUGGCAAUGGUGGAGGUAGGAACAAUGGUAACAAUAAUGGUAAUAUUAAUGGGGGUGGUAGUAAUGGUAAUAAUGGAAACUAUAGCAAAAAUAAUGGGAUUAUGAAAAAUCAAAGAAAACAUCAUGUUGGUAGGCAAGCCUUAAUCAUUGAGAGGUAUAGACAAUUGGAUUUCACUGGAAUUGUUGGUUAUCCAAAUCAGAUCACUAAUGAUUUAAGAUUAUCAAUCCCAAAAUUUUCAAGAAAUGGAGUUGAUUCAGCAGAGAAACAUGUUAUUAAUGUAAAGAAUAUCAUUGAAGAGUUUGAGAUUCCUCAUGAAGAUGUGUUCAUGAAGUUGUUGGUUCAGUCUUUGAUAGAGGAUGUAGGAGAUUGGAAGGUGGCUGGAAAAGUUGCUAAGAGAGAUGAUCCAAAGCUGUACAACUCCAGGGUCUAUAGGAAAGAUGAUCUUACCAAAAUCAUGGACAUGCUCAAGGACUUAAAGGGCUUGGUAGAAGAUGAAGAAGAUAAAAAUGAAGAUUAUGAACCAACUGUUAAUGCCUUCUCAUUUGAUCCAUAUUGGGGAAGAAAUGAGGAUUUAUCUGAAGAAGAGGAAUAUUCUGAUGUGUAUCAAAGAAGAGAAAAUUUGCAAUAUGGUAUACAACAUAUUUUUUCCAAUGAUGAUGAAGAUACCCCUACUUUGAGAAAACUGUUUCAAGAAGAAAUAGUGCCUUCUUUGAGAAACCUGACUGAAGAAGAAAAGAAAGCUUUCACUGUUGCAACUAUAGAACAAGUGGAAAGUAAUUAUCAGCCGAGGAAUAGGAAUGUCAACAAUGAGUAG